Carassius auratus (goldfish) is the source of this 2073-nucleotide messenger RNA. RefSeq names its product semaphorin-6D-like. The coding region runs from base 173 to 1852 and encodes 559 amino acids. The record is from RefSeq and is a predicted model, not a curated record. Gene Ontology annotation, molecular function: semaphorin receptor binding; chemorepellent activity. The transcript has 16 exons. NCBI's taxonomy places the organism in Eukaryota, Metazoa, Chordata, Actinopteri, Cypriniformes, Cyprinidae. Gene Ontology annotation, cellular component: plasma membrane. Gene Ontology annotation, biological process: positive regulation of cell migration; axon guidance; neural crest cell migration.
CCAGAUUACCUUGAUUCUGAAUUAUCCAGGAGCUCGGGGCUCUCUGACGCUCAGUUUUGAAGAAAACACAGAAAAUAUGAAAUCAGAUGGUUUUUGAAGGAAUACAGAAAAUCUGCCCAAACAGCCUCUACAUCAGCCAGAGACCACCAGUCAGGAGAAAAACACCCAAAAAAUGAUUGACAGGGCAUUGUGGGACUCUGUCGUCAUGGCGAUGGUCUCUUUAGCCUGGCUCCUCCCAGCCAUCGCUGCGGCCACGCCCUUCCCCAUCGACCUGCAGCCAAUCAGUGUGGAGCAUCUGGAGGAUUCCCAGCAGUAUCCCAGUUUUCAGGGACUGGUGUUUAAUAAUGACUCGGAGCGUCUGGGUCUGGACUAUCAGCGCAUGAUCCGGAUUCAGCACAUGCUGUACAUCGCUGCCAGAGACCAUAUAUAUGUUGUCAAUCUCACUACUGCAGUCCAUAAGAUCAUCCCACAGCAGAUCCUGACGUGGAGAUCUUCAAACUUGGAGAUGUGUGCCAUACGAGCAAGAAACAGCGAUGAAUGCUAUAACUACAUCAAGGUUCUUGUGCGGCGUGACAACGAGACUCUGUUUGUGUGUGGAACGAACGCUCUGAAGCCGGUCUGCAGGAACUACAGACUGAGUUCGCUGGAGCAGGUCGGUCAGGAGCGGUGGGGUCAGGGCCUGUGUCCCUUCCAGUCUGGUCACUCCAGCGUAGGACUGUUUGCAGGUGGUCAUUUCUAUUCGGCCACAGUGGCGGACUUCCAGGGGAGUGACGCUUUGAUCUACAGGAGUUUGGGAACAGACGAGCUUCCCCUCCUGCGCACCGUCAGACACGACCCCAAAUGGCUCAGAGAGCCUGAGUUCGUGCAUGCUGUGGAGUACGGCCAGUACGUGUAUGUGUUCUUCAGUGAGACGGCGGUGGAGCACACCGGCGCUGGGAGGGUGGUGUACUCCCGUGUGGCACGUGUGUGUAAGAACGACGAGGGCGGCUCCAGAAGGCUGUUGCAUGGUCAGUGGACGUCGUUUGUGAAGGCACGUCUGGACUGCUCUGUUCCUGGAGACACGUUCUUCUACUUGGACGUGCUGCAGUCUCUCACCAGUGUGCUGCAGAUCAACCAGCGGCCCGCUGUGCUCGGGGUCUUCACCACACAGAACAACAGCAUUCCCGGCUCAGCGGUGUGCGGGUUUUAUUUGGAUGACAUCGAUCAAGUGUUUAAGGGGAAGUUUAAGGAGCAGAAGAAGAGUGAUGCAGUGUGGACAACGGUGCCUGAGGAACACGUGCCCAAACCACGUCCAGGUUCAUGUGCACCUGAAGGUUCAGCCUAUUUCCAUCAUCCAGACUUUGUGCUUUCAUUCAUUGAGAAACAUCCACUGAUGGACGAGACUGUGUCAUCAAUCAAUAGCCAACCGCUGAUCACCAGCAGGUAUAAGCUGACUCAGAUAGUGGUGGAUACAGCGGCUGGUCCUCAUCAGAACAGCAGUGUUGUGUUUCUGGGCUCUGAAGACGGCCGUGUGCUGAAGAUCCUGAUCAGCUUGAGAGAGAACAGCUCCAGACUGCUGGAGGACAUCAGCGUGUUCAACCACACACAGUGUCCCGGAGAGCGGAGGGUGUUGGGUCUGGAGCUGGAUCAGGAGCGUCACGCUCUGUUUGUGGCGUUCUCCAGCUGCAUCAUCAGAGUUCCUCUGAGCCGCUGUGCUCGACACUCCAGCUGCAGGAGCUCCAGUCUGGAUCCAGAACACCUGAGAAGAGAUGAUGCUGACCCUCAGAGGACCUCAGAUGAUGCUGACCCUGAAUCAACAACAGAACUAACUAAUAUUGCCAAAUGUGUGACUGAAUCAUAUAUUAAUUAUUAAUAAUAUUAAUAAUGUUCAUCAUCUGGCUGACUAUGACUUGUAUAAUUUUUCUACAAAUCCUGUCAUACCUGCACAAACUGACAGUCACCACUUAGAAGUUAUUACUAAAUAUUGUAGAAACAUAAUUUUCUGUGAAGUUGCUUUGUAACGAUUUGUAUUGUAAAAAGCGCUAUACAAAUAAACUUGAAUUGAUCAUAACUUUAUUAAUUCAACUAUAAAAA